Penicillium verrucosum is the source of this 1047-nucleotide messenger RNA. Its product is annotated as AIM24 family protein. Bases 1 to 1047 code for a protein of 348 amino acids. Lineage: Eukaryota; Fungi; Ascomycota; Eurotiomycetes; Eurotiales; Aspergillaceae. The record is from RefSeq and is a predicted model, not a curated record. The transcript has 5 exons.
AUGUCACAGCAACAUGAAUAUCCCCCUCCGCCUAUGUCUGCUCCUCCAACUCAGACAUCAUUUACACCACCCAAUCAACCAUAUUUCGCUCAACCCCCCAGACAAACACCUCCAUUAAAUGGGGGUUAUCCAGUGAGCCCACCACCAAACCAACAGGGUUAUUCCAAUGGGGGAUAUCCAGCUCCCCCAUCAGCCAGUCCACCACCCCGUGAUCAGAUUGCCGAGCGAAACCAGGCAGCAUUACUUCAAAACCAGUCUCUUGGCCGCCUCUCAAUUUCAUCUCAAACCCCACCCCCAGUAACGAUGGAAAAGAUUCCCGGAGGUGCACCAGCGUAUGGAAAGUUUGUUGGGGCACAAUCGCACAAUGCGGACGAUGUUGGGACAUUCAAUGGAGGCAGUUACAGAAUCAGCCACAGAGAUACGAACUCAAUUUUGACAGUGCAAUUGGCAAUGGGCUGUCCUUUGACUGUCAGACCAGGUGCAAUGAUUUCAAUGUCACCAACAAUAACCCUAAGAGGAAGCAUCUCCUUCACGUUAAAGAAAUUUCUCAUCGGUGGCAGCAUGACCAUGUCACACUACACGGGCCCGGGUGAGCUGCUUCUUGCGCCGCCAAUGCUGGGAGAUAUUAUUGUCCACGAUAUCAAUGCAGGAGACAAAUGGAACGUGGGAAGGGACUCUUUCCUAGCCCAUACUGCUGGUGUUCAUCACGAAUACAAGGCUCAGACCUUGAGCAAAGGGUUCUUCUCCGGAGAAGGGUUUUUCAUUUACGAGUUCACGGGCCAGGGUUUGUUCUGGCUGCAAAGCUUUGGAGCAAUCAUCAAGAAAGAUCUCGUGGAAGGCGAGGCUUACUUCAUAGAUAAUGGUCAUCUUGUUGCAUGGAACUGCAAGUACGAAAUUGAGCGUGUUGCCUCUGGCGGUCUUGUUUCUAGCUUCAGUUCUGGCGAAGGACUGGGUUGCAAAUUCAAAGGCCCUGGAACAGUUUAUCUGCAAACCAGAAACCUGAACGCCUUCGCUACCCAGAUGAAGAUCAGCACCGCCAGUGGUUGA